AUGGUUGAAUACCGUGCUCCUCACUACCAGUUCCCUCAAAGACCCCUCGGCCCAGCCUUCUACCCUUCACCUUCAACAAAGAGCCUCACCAUCAAUCCCAACCUCGCGCCAGCUCCAAAUCCGUACGACCCACAGUCUGCUUCUUCGCAAGGCUCUUACAACACCCACGCUCGUCGCCGGACCUCCUCUUCAGGCGCCUUACCGGCUGACAGCUACCCCGCCAACUACAACCCUGGCUACAGCAACGCCGCAAACAACGGAAAUAACUUUCAAACCGUCACAUACUUGAGCCGUCGUUCAGGCUCAAAUUCUACAACCUCAAGCAACAGCUCAAGCAACGGAAGAAUGGAUCAAACUGUCCCGAUCACUCUGCGACGCUCAGGGAGCAACCAUACCGCCAGCUCAAUUGCAACAACAUCUUCAAACGCCUAUGUAACUUACCUCCGGCGGCAGAAGGCCACAGUUUGGUGCGACAAAUCGCAAUAUGAAGAUCCGCGCCUGGUGGCCGCACAGAGAGCUGCAAAGCUUCGCGCAGCUAUGGAAGUUGUUGGAUCGUCGACAGGGACAUAUCUAAGCGCGGGCUACAACCAGCACGGUCUUGGGUCUGGAAGCGGGUCCGCUGCAUCUUCUCUAAACGCUGGCCGAAGUGGGAAAUUAGGAAGAAGCACCAACCACGUAGCUUCAACUGUCAAGAAAGCUUGGGGUGGAAGCGCUGAACCCGGUAUUGCGAAUGGGGCUCUCCCGAGUGGUAUUCCUUCUCGGUUGUCAGCCACAGAGGUUCUCGGUGACGAGGAUGAGGAUGAGACAUUCAUCGUUGGCCCCGGUCUUAAUAAGCGAUCUGGAUCCGGUAAAUCGUCGCUGAAUUCGAAUCAUCGAAAAACAAACCGUAGUUCUUCAAUACGCUCAGACACAAAUAGGACAUCCUCCAUCUAUGGAAAUAACGUUGGGCGGCCGCAUAGAAACUCAAGUGGGAGCACACCGAGUUACUCGCCCACCUCAUCAAUAGCAGAGUCCCAGGAAGGAAAUAAGCCGAAGAAUUCCGGCUCACACAGUCCUCCAGGCCGAUCUGAAUACCGGAAUACCUAUGACCACAGCUACCACAACGCCGGAAUCCCAAGAAGAGACAAUACAGUCAGGCGAAGAGGCAGUUUAAACGAGGAAGAUGUGGUGCGAACAAUGACCAUGAGCGGUGUGCGGUUGUUUGUAGCCAAUCCAGACGUGUAG
Molecule: messenger RNA, 1224 nt
Organism: Morchella sextelata
Lineage: Eukaryota; Fungi; Ascomycota; Pezizomycetes; Pezizales; Morchellaceae
Exons: 1
Coding region: 1-1224 (407 amino acids)
Source: RefSeq, a predicted model, not a curated record